AUGGCAAACAACAACAGCAUAUUCGUCCCGCAGACAUUCAAUGGUGCAAGGAUGGUCAAUGUCACAAAGCGCACGCCCACUUCAUCCUCCACAUCCUUAGAGGCAACCGCUGCUACUACCGUAUCACAUCCUGCUCCAGAUGCCACUGCUGCCACCAACGAUGCCCCUUCCAGCGAGCCCAAGAAAGACAGCAAGCCUGACACCAAUGCAGUGGAUGCUUCUCCCAAAGCCAAAGUCAUUGCCAUCAAGCCGUAUGCAUCCUCCCAGUCAGUCAUUGAUACACGGACUAAAUCCUCACAUACCAGCCGUACAUCCAUACCCACAUCUUCAUCGUCAUCCAAGGCUCCCAUCGUGCCAUCUCCAGCUGCAGAGCAGCAGCCGCAAGCAACACCCAUACCAGUUCAGCCCCGAGUCUCGCCACAGCAGCAAAUCAUGCAUCCCCAUAUCAUUAUACAGCCCAGUUUUCCUGGCCCUUAUGAUGUGGUUGGGUACGAGAGAGUGUGGUCUGAAGCCAAUGUCGCCGUUUUGAUUCAACUGCAUCGCAAACACUACAACGGUGUGACAUCUAUGGACAUGGAUCAACAGAAUGCGGCCUGGACUGCACUCACAUCUGAAUACAACGCCAUUACAGCAGACAAUCGUAGCACACCAGCAUUGAUCAAAAAGUGGGGGAAACUCAUGGCGAAAUACAAUGCAGAGAGAGCCUUUCUCAUCAUGCCUCGACCUCAAGGACUGCAGCAGCCCGUACCCACUGUCUCUUAUUGGAACCAUUUUCAAUACAUGGACAGCUAUUUGAGCCAUGUGCCUAUUCCCGAGAAUUGCAUUCUCAAGCGUAAACGUAGAGAAAGAGACAAUGAGGAGAGCGACUCGUCUGACCAGAUAACAGCAGCAACUACAUUUCACACCAAACGACUUUGUGCGAUGGAUCUCAACAUGAAGCUCUUGGAAACACAACGUGUGUUUAUGGAAAAGACGCUGGAUAAGCAAAACACACAGAUAGAGAUGAUGAAGGCAAAUGCUGAAUCCAUGCACAAGAUGAACAUGAAGUUUGUAAAUAUAUGUGAAAAGGCGUGCACAAGGAGCCAGACAAACGAAGAGCGUUACCUGAACCUAUUAGAGAAAUGCCUCGUCCUAAACAACAAGGAUUACAGCAAAAAAAACGUGGCAUCAGCAGUAAUCUCUGAACUACAACAACAGACAAAAGGAGCAUCACCUAGACCAGAAUCACCCACGUUAUCUACCUAUUCAUCCGCAUCCUCUGAACUGGCCAAAGCGGUCCAAGAGUAG
Messenger RNA from Mucor velutinosus, 1287 nucleotides. RefSeq names its product Vacuolar inheritance and morphology protein. The record is from RefSeq and is a predicted model, not a curated record. Bases 1 to 1287 code for a protein of 428 amino acids. Lineage: Eukaryota; Fungi; Mucoromycota; Mucoromycetes; Mucorales; Mucoraceae. The transcript has a single exon.